CUUUUUUGUCUAUAUCCUGCGCUACAGAAAGUGACGGGGCUAGUUAAUUGUGCGAAUGUGGAUCCCUUCACUCACUGCGUGAGUAGUACGGAGUGAUCUGCGACGUGCUCCGACUGGCGCUGGAAGUAGUUCCGGGUGUUUGAGCGAGCGAGCGGUUCCCGGAUGUUUGCUGCUGAGUGGAAAGCGGACGGGAGAAGGUGGGGAAGCCGAGGGAAAACAUUGACCGACACACCGGCCGGGGCAGAGCGGGUCUGACCCGGGACAAACACAAAAAACUAUACAGCGGGGGGAGCGGAGCCAAUUCCCCGGGGCAAAGAAGAAGAAAAAGUAGCGGUGGAGGGGGGUGGACUGUUGUUCCAAUACGUACCCGGACCGGUCCAGCACCACCAACCCGGCAUCUGAACCGCAAAAAAGUUCACAUUCCAACGCGAACCCAACCUGCUUUUGCUUAAAUACUCCAGUCAGACUAACGGAGCAGGAGCAAAGGCCACACUGUGAAGCGAGGGAGCCAAGAGCCCAGCCCUUGUUUUCAUCUUCAGCUGCAGGUUCGCAAGCCCUCCUCGGCCCCACAAUGACGUCAGAGCUGGAGAGCAGCCUCACCUCCAUGGACUGGCUGCCACAGCUCACCAUGCGCGCGGCCAUCCAGAAGGCAGACGCCACACAGAAUGCCCACGGACCGGGCAUGGCCAAGAAGAACGCUUUGCUGGACCCCAACACCACUCUGGACCAGGAGGAGGUCCAGCAGCACAAGGACGGCAAGCCCCCGUAUAGCUACGCCAGCCUCAUCACAUUUGCUAUCAACAGCUCUCCAAAGAAGAAAAUGACUCUAAGCGAGAUUUAUCAGUGGAUCUGUGAUAAUUUCCCUUAUUACAGAGAGGCUGGCAGUGGUUGGAAGAACUCAAUUCGGCACAAUCUAUCACUGAACAAGUGUUUCCUCAAAGUGCCUCGCUCCAAAGAUGACCCAGGGAAGGGGUCAUAUUGGGCAAUCGACACAAACCCAAAGGAAGACUCGCUGCCCACCCGGCCAAAGAAGAGGCCCCGAUCUGGAGAGCGGGCCUCAACCCCAUACAGCCUGGACUCUGAUUCUUUGGGAAUGGACUGCAUCAUCUCUGGAAGUGCCUCUCCGACUCUGGCAAUGAACACUGUGACUAACAAAGUAGCGUUGUAUAACACAGAUCAGGAUGGGAGUGACAGUCCCCGGAGCAGCCUUAACAACAGCCUCUCAGACCAGAGCCUGGCAUCUGUGAACUUGAACAGCGUUGGCAGUGUGCACAGUUACACACCGGUAAGCAGCCACCCCGAGCCUGUGUCCCAGUCCAUGACUCUACAGCAACAGCAGCCACCGCCGCAGGCUCAGUACAGCAUGCCAGAGCGGGACAAACAACUCCUCUUCUCUGAGUAUAACUUUGAAGAUCUCAGUGCCUCCUUUCGCAGCCUUUACAAAUCAGUCUUCGAGCAGUCUUUUAGCCAGCAGGGUUUGAUGACUAUGCCCUCGGAGUCAACGCAGCAGCAGACCCACACAUCCUGUUCCUACCAGCACUCCCCCAGCAGCACAGUGAGCACUCACCCACACAGCAGCCAGAACAGCCUGACAAACAGUGGGGGGCAAGUCCCCCUGUCCCACCCCCAACAAAUCCACACGCAACAGCAGCACCCGCAGAACACCCAUCCUGUGCACACUUCUCCACACCCCCAGCAGCACAGCCAGCACCUUUCCCAGCACCAUCAGCAGCAUGGGCAGCACCCUCAGCAACAUGGGCAGCAUCCUUCCCAGCAUCCUCAACAGCACGGACAGCAUCCAUCCCAGCACCCUCAGCAACAAGGGCAGCACCUUUCCCAGCAUCCUUCCCAACAGCACGGACAACACCCUUCCCAGCAUGCUCAGCAGCAUGGACAGCAUCCUCAGCAACACGGACAGCACGCUCAGCAGCAUGGGCAGCACCCCUCACAGCACCCACAUGCACAGCAGCACCACCCGAACCACCAGCCCCUCUCGCACCAGGCCCAUCCGGCACAGCAACAGAUGCCCUGCAACACUGGUCUCCCAUCAGACUGGUACCCCAAUCUCGAUGCACUGAAAGAGAGCUGCCGCAUUGCUAGCAGUUAUAACUGGGCUGACGUGGACCUGUCACCGUUUCAAGGAUUAAAGGAGAGCAUGAGGCAGGCAGACCUCAAUAACUGGUCCCUGGACCCUUCCCAGAUUGCAGACCUCUGCUCGUCUAUCAACCAAUUUUUCACUCGGACUGGAGUCAUCCCACCACAGGGAGUCGUCCAGCCACCUGUGUGUCACACCAUGCACUCAAACAAGCCUAGCCAGCACAUUGCUCCAGGAAAUAUAUACAUUGACUCCAGACAAAGCCUUCCAACUUCAAUGAUGGGGCCCCCAGGUUACCCCCACAUCCCCCCUCUCAACAGUGCAGGACAGACGAUGACAGGACAUCAUGCGGCAAUGAACCAGCAGCACAUGAUAUCUCCUGCAAACUUCCAGAUGCGCCGGCUGCCUGCGGAUGAUAUCCAGGACGAUUUUGACUGGGAUUCCAUCGUCUAGGCCUCCCCUGGACUGAAGGGAGGGGAGCGGGAGUAUGCCAGGCCGUGCUGUCCACUUGCUGUGGAGGGAGACAAUCUGGACGGGAAUCUUCAGAAGUACAGGCGUCAUUUCGACAAGAGACUUCGGAGUCCUGAUCUUUUAAAAAAAUAAAAAGUUACUUUGAAGACAAUCAAAAUAUGUAGUAGGACAUGUUUAAAUUAUCGCUUUGUACUUGUCAAGGGGGCAAGAAGUAGAUGUUUUGUCAAGCACCCCCCCCCCCCCCACCUCCUCACAGAACUCCUGUAACUUCUUACUGUUGUGUGACGGGACAGCUUUUCAGAUUAUAACCUUCUCGUGUUGCCUGACAGGCCUCAGCUUCCACUUGGACAUGGUUUUCUCCAUAUGCGUAACAAGUCCGUCCCCUUUUGAGCAGUCAGGCUGGGUCUGCUAAUUGAUUCUCAUGCUGUUGUGAGAUCUCAGCAUAACAAAGCAGGUUGAAAUUACGCAAAGCGCCAUCAGUUUGUAUGUUUUCAUUUCAUGGAUUGGAAACUAAAUUGAAUUAAUACUUUUAAUGGGGCUUAAAUAACUGGUCUUUGGUUCUUCAUUUUUAAAACCAAGGACUGCUUAUAUAGUACUAUUAGCUCAAAUAAAGGGUCUGUUUAAUGCUUCUUCCCUUACAGUAUGGUGAUUUUAUGUCCUGUUUUUUUCACAGCGGGUCUCACAGUAGGAUUGAGUAUAAACACUUGCUUGUAGAAAUAAAUCCCUGCUCGAAUACAAUAACCCAUAGUGUACAAAUGCUGUUAAAGACAAUUCAAUUCUGAAUUCUCAUCAUGGGUAUUAGAUUUUUGAAAUCUGGAGACACAGGAGGCAACCCCCUGUCCCCUAGUGCGGACUGCACUAUGUGAAGACUUUUGGUACAACCAGAGUUCAGUGUCCGUUCUAACAGCUACUGACAUGGGUCAUUAAGCCCUGUGUACCUCCUGGAGAAAAGGAAAAACACAAUGUGUGUUUGUCAUGUGAUGUGUUGUUGGUAUUGAAACUGACUCUCAAAGGGUAUGAGAUUCUCCAGCCAGGCAAAGGGGUUUAGCUCUUGUGUCUCCACACAUUUCCAGCUGAGGGCCAUCCACUGUGCUGGGCAUGAUGAGCCAGAAGUAGUUUGGCAAAUUUUCUCCUAAUUCAAAGUCAAUUGCAAAAUUCUAAGCUAUACACAAAUAAAUAAAACAUUUUUAUGAGAUCAGUUUUUUUAAUUUUAUUUUUAUUUUUUUUACUUGCACAUCUUAUCUUGUAUUGAGUGUGUCCCUAAGUGUUUUAUGUGUGUGUGUGUGUGUGUGUGUUUUGUUUUUCUAGGAUAGCACCCCAGUUAGCAAGCCCCUGUUUUCUUUCUUUCCAACAUGCUCAUGGGUCAAGAGUAGCCUGCCUGAAACAUCCAUGGCAGUUAAAUUAAUGGAUGGGGAUUAUCAGUCUGUAUGCUCUGUUUUUAAAUUUCUUUAAGUGAGCUUUUAUUUUAAGAGCCUGGUAACCAACAUCAACUCGUGAUUAUCUUGCAUUUGUUGAUUCAUGGGGGGGAUUUUUUAGUAACUGACCUUCCUGUUUUAUGCCCCAGUUGGAAAUGGCUCCAAAUGGAAAUGUUGGACUGUUGACAAACUGAAAAUCUUGGUUGCCGGAUCUUGGUUGCCGGGUGUCUUAUUUCACAGAUAAACCAACAUACAAAUAAGUGCAGACAAAUUAGUACCCUAAACCUAGCAUUCAUUGCAUGCUUUUAUGGUCAUUGUGGCUAGUAUGAAAGCCUGUGCCUCUGUGCUAUUGUUGAAUAGUAUUGGGUUUGCAAGAUAGUGUGCCAUCUAGUGUUAAUUUCUGCAUGAAAUAUUUCCAAAUGAACAAGAUGGGGUAUUUCCCUUUGGAGUGGAUAGUUGCAGGUUGCUCUGGACCCCUGACACUGUGAUGUAUUUAAAUGGUACAAAUAGAGACGUGGUAAAAACAUGUUGGGUUAAAAUGCAUUAGCUUAGACUACCAAUAGGUUUGAAAAACUCCCCAUAGGAGUGGUGAGAGUCGCCUUACCACAGGGGAUCCUUGUUUUGAAUCUCAGCUUAGCCCCUGAAUCACUGUGUGACCAUGGGGGAACACCCUGUGCCUUAGUUUGACUCAGCUAUAAAAUUGGGUGCAACAAGACCUCCACUGAUAAAGAGGUUUGCUGUCUUGAUCAACAAUAUAUUAAGAAAUAAUUUGGUAAUGAAGUGUGUGUGGGAUGUGGGGGCAGGUUAUGCAUUGUGUUGUGCAGAGAGAAACGGGGCAGGUUAUGUAUUGUGUUGUGCAGAGAGAAAGGGGUAGCUGCUGAAGGGUACAUGUAAAUUAAUCAUAAGCAUCAUCUUUAACCUAACUGAGCACAAAACAGGCACAUUUUGAAAAACUGUUUGCAGAAUACAAGCAUACAAAGUCAAGCCCUUUUGGGAGAAGCUUAUCCAGGCCUUUAGCACUGACAGACUUUGUGAAAGGCCUGGUCCUCUUUUGAAAAGGACAGGAACAUCAAGCAAGGCCUUAGACCUUGGGAAGAGAGCUCUUACAAGGAAUGCUACUGAGGCAAUGCAAGCCAAACUAAUGAUGCAGCAUUUCCCUUGGCUCAAAAUCUAGUCUAUCAGAAAAACUCUCCAGGGCUGAUGUGCCUGCAGGGAGAUUAUUUCUCUGCCUGUUUCAGUUUCACCUCUCCUAGGUGUGCACUGCAAUUAGAAAGCAGGAUUUAGGGGGAGGCAGUGGAUUAGUUCUGAUAAUCCUCUGCUCUUUCACAGUGUACACCACACACAGGAGAAUCAUUUUGUGCUGCAAUUGGUGUCAAUGCAAGUCUUACCAAAGCAGUGUCUUUAUUUUGUAACCAUGUGUUUUACAAGCUUGCAUAUUGAUGCUGUAACCACCUGUCCUGUUUGGCUCUCAUAAUUGUUGCUGACACACAGUGGAGUUUGGUUCUGUUUUAUUGUGUGAUUGUAUUGUAUUGUAUUGUAUUCCUUAAAUUGGCAACUGUGAAUACUAAGGGUAUCAUGCUGGCAGUUUUCUUUUUUCAGCGUAAUAAGCAGUUGAAAAAAAUGGGAAGUGCUGUUAGUUACCAGAAGUGUAAGGGGAGGAUGGGUUUAAUUAUUUGUUCAUUGUCUGAUUUCACAGACCCAUAUUAGCACUAGUUUUGGACUGGCUUACCUAAGGUAACAUUCUGUACUCCAAAGCUUUGAUGUAUUAGGGUAAUGCCCACAUCUGAAUGAACAACCUUGAGUCUUGAUGCCACUGCUUUUAGAAGUGAUAUUUCCAGAGCCUCCCCUCUGGGGUUGCUUGUGAUCUGCCUCUGGAUCCUGGUAUUCAACUCUAACCACAGGGUGGUCAAGUCCAGGUACCCCUGUUGUAAUCCCCCUUUUUUAUGAUCUUCAUAGGGCUACCACUGUAGCCACUGACUAUAUUAAGUCUCAAAGGAUUUCUCUGAGUGCUGUUUAAAACUGUCCAAAAGUGCUAUCCUCAGCUUACUUUUCCAGCUCCUAUCAAUUGAUGUUAUUUCAGCUGCUAUACUUGGAAGUAAAGAUGCCAUGCAGAAUUGUUUAAAAUAUCAUGUAUUUACAGAACUGGAAAUAAGCAAAAGAUAUGGAGUGAACUUGUGUUAAACCUUCUCAGUAUCAUCAGUGUUCCCCAGUUCACCAGCCCAUGCAACUCAUUCAUCCAUACUGCUCUCCAGUUGAUUUCUACUGGGUAGACCUGAUUUGAACCUUUCCAGUUGUGUAAACUGUGUUGCAUCGUCACAAGGCUACCAGAGUGUUGUUUUCAGUGGUAGAGGAAUUGCAUAGAGCAGUACUGCACAAUGACAGGUAAUUAAACCCAGGAAUUUCAUAGAGAGGUAAUUAAACCCAGGAAUUGCAUAGAGAGGUACUGCACAAUGACAGGUAAUUAAACCCAGGAAUUGCAUAGAGAGAUACUGCACAAUGACCGGUGAUUAAACUCCUUUCAUCCAGGUGGAGGGAUCUUUCAGACCUAUCGGUUUCUAAACCUUAAGGAAUACAAAUGCACAACAAUCAAAAGCUAUUUGUCAAAGUUGUAAAUUGAUGUAUUUCAAGAUUGCAAACAUGUAACUUUGACAUGUUCCAGUUGUUGGGCAAAACCCAGCCUUUCCUCCACAGCUCCCAGAGUUUUUUCAAAGGUGUCUGUGUAGUCUUUACUCAUUAGAAUCCUCAAUUAUGCCAUGCUUUACUAUUGGUAUUACUGGCCUUGAAUAGAAAAAAAAUGCUUCUUAAAAAGCCGUCACCAAGGCCAAGCCCUGCUUCAGUGGCUGUUUCUGUUAGGUGGAUCUUGUAGGUUUGAUACAGUAUGGGUCAACUGAAUGGCACGUCUGUUAGUUAUUACUAGAGUGCAGGCUGCACCAAAGGUAAACACACCACUGAUUUUAUAAAAGUAGAAAGUCUUCUAAUAAACCUUUAUCACUGUAUUUUUUUGUAACAUUGCCAAUUUUCUUUUCCUUUCACAACAAUGGUACAAAUUGCACACUGCAGUAAAAAGCCUCGAUGAAUAGAGCCAUUGUAGCCGUGACAGAAGCUCAUUCAUUGGCAACUCCUAACCAGGGUGCAAUAACUGACAGUAAUUGUGUGUUAUUAGGUGUCAUCAGAAUUGUACUCAAAAUUGGUAAUGCCAAAAAAAUUAGUACCGAUUUGUUAAAAUACUAAUUACUUAGAAUUCCUGUUGGUUGCAUCCCAGCCAAUAUAAAUCAUCACCCAUUUUAUUUAAUCCAUCUGUAUAAUGUGUACGUUUUUAAAGCAUGGGCUGCUAGUAAGGUGAUUCUUUCUACAUGCUGUAUAAGCAAACCUGAAGUGAGUUAGGAUAACUGCUUUAAAGUGUUCCUAAUAUGACUUUCCUAAACAAUACUGUUAAAAUGUGCUUCCUGUUUCCUUUAGAUAUACUUAUGCAUUUUGUGUGUAUUAUGUCGGAUGACAUUUUGGAGUUGGCUCCUGACAAAGCUACAUUAAAGACAAUGGUGCCUUCCUUUUUUGGGGGGGGGGGGGGGGGGGGUUGCACAGUUAUGGUAUCUCACAGCACCAAGAGGGGAAGUAGCAGGUGUACCCCAAACAUUGCAAUCUCACACUUUUUUGUUGUCCAUGAGCAAAGCAAUAGAGAGGAAAGAAACAAUGUCAACACCCUGUUUUUAACAAUAGCCCGUGUGUGUGUGUGUGUGUGUCUCAAGUGUUUUUAAAUAAAUGGAAGAACAGCAUUUUUGCUCUACCGGUGGCUUGUUACAGUAAGGUGGAAAACUGCCAACAAGUACUGGUAUUUGAGGCCUAUUAUUUUAUUCAGUAUUGGUGUGUUAAUGUGCUUUAUUGUAAAUAUGUGUCUUUUAAAUGGUCCUUUUUUUUUCUCUGGGUGGGAGGGGUAAUAUGGGAGGAGGCAGGGAUUAUUGAUAAAAGAAAAGAAUAUGGAGUAUUUUGUUAUUGUUCAUUCAGAGGGUGAUAUGUAUAUAUCUAUAUUGUAUAUAUGUGAUGAAAAUGCGUUCGCUUUUUGUGUGACACUACCUUGUACUGCUGUUCUACAGUCAGUGUUUUAAUGUUUAUAAAGUUGUUUUUUUUUUGUUUUGUUUUUUGUUAUUGCACGGUUUAUUACUUUUGCUCUCAGAGGAAAUGACACAGCUACUCUUUGUAUCGGUUUAGUGCUGUAAAAUAACUCCACAGUGUCAUUAGGAUUGUCUCUGCCAGACCCGAUAUGCAUGAAUGGCACUUACAAAAUAAAAUAUGUUAACUUCA
Molecule: messenger RNA, 8280 nt
Organism: Acipenser ruthenus (sterlet)
Lineage: Eukaryota; Metazoa; Chordata; Actinopteri; Acipenseriformes; Acipenseridae
Product: forkhead box protein J3-like
Exons: 13
Coding region: 572-2548 (658 amino acids)
Biological process (GO): regulation of transcription by RNA polymerase II
Cellular component (GO): nucleus
Molecular function (GO): RNA polymerase II cis-regulatory region sequence-specific DNA binding; DNA-binding transcription factor activity, RNA polymerase II-specific
Source: RefSeq, a predicted model, not a curated record